AUGCUCCGCAACCCCCUUCUCCCACUCCGUUCCACCCAGCGCCAAACACACAAACAUUCUCUAUCCAUCACAUCCCGCCGCCGCCAUUCCUACCUCAGCGCAGCCCGCACCUUCUCCCUGCAUAUCUGGCGCCGAAUCCCUCUUUCCCUCAGGGUGGUACUUGCUCUCAUCUGUGUUCUGGCAUUUGGAGCUGUACUCUGGAAGGGUGAGGACCUGCCUAGUGUGAAGGUCAAGCACCGCCUCGGUUUUGGAAGGAACCGCGCAAGCACAGAGGGAGAAGCAGGAGCACAACGGGAGGUCCUUAUCCCCGCCCGAUCACCCCCAGGGACGACACUGCGUGAACGUCCCCCGAAUCCCGGACUUCCUCCUCCGGCGGGCGAACGCCCACCCCGCCCAAAGCGGCCUGCACGACGUGACCCUCCCCCUCAUCCUCCAUCCAUACCUCCCCGUCCAGGUAGCUUCCCCUCCCACCAGUUCCUCCCCUCCGGUCUCAUGCGGGUGAACCCGAAUGGCCGGCAUCCGAUAUACGACCUUGUCGAGUUUGGAGAACGGCAGUGGCGGGAGAGGAUGGACCGGCAGAGUAGCACAUUGGCUGAGGCGGUGGGGGAGUAUAAGCGGAGGUGGGGACGGAGGCCGCCGAGGGGGUUCGAUAGCUGGUGGGCAUACGUCCAGAAGCACAAUGUGCAGCUGCCGGACGAAUACGACCAGAUCAUGCUCAGUCUCGAGCCUUUUCUUGCGCAUUCCCCUGCUGACUUAAGACGACUGCAAGCAAGCACUCGCGAGCUCCCGGGGACAUACACGAUCGUCGCUUCCCCUUCUACGGGCAGGCUGGAGCUAGCGACGUCCAAUUUCCCCGAGAGCGAGCAGGAUCUGGGUGUGCUGCGUGCUCGGGAACAGCUGGAACUGAUGCGCGGGUUUGGGGAGAGCUGGGUUGAUGACCAGGGGGAGAGGACGAGCGUGGAACGGGAGAUCGUUAGUGCUACUGGGAGGUGGGAGGCGACUUUCAGCAUUGGGGAGCCGAGGGUUGUCGGAGAUUGGGAGAUGGGUAGGGAGAGGAGGGAGAAGUCCCAGAGAAGGGAAUAUAUGAACCUCUUCCGGAAACCGGUGCACGAUCUUGGGUGGCCGGAGGCCUGUUCCCCCAACUCGGCACUGCGUCUCUCCUUCCCCGACCCUCCUGAGCUCCCAGCCCGGCCCCAAAGUCCAAAAACGUUCAUCUUCGACCACCAGGCCUCCAUGUCCCCUUGCUCCAACCCGUCGCUCAUACAUCUCUCUGGAACGUUCCUUUCCCCACCCGAAGGGGAGGGGAAGAACAGACUCCUAUUCUCUGUAUCCAAGACGGAGCUGCACGAGGACGUGCUGUACGUCCCUUCCCAGACAUGGGACGAGGAUUCCGAGCUAGAAUGGGAGGAGAAGACAGACGAACGACUCCUCUGGCGCGGCAGUACGACAUCUGGUAUUCUGGUCUCCCCCGAACUCGCGUGGAACGCCAGCCAACGGAUCCGUCUCGUCUCCCUCCUCAACACACACGACUCCUCUGCUUGGCCGGUCCUUCUCCCCCGCGGAGCAGGAGAACGUGUCGGCCAGCCGGAAGAACGCAGGCAAGCAUGGAUGAACAACCUCUUCUCCGAUGCUCACUUCACCCGCGAACCCGUGCAUUGCCGUCUAGGCGGAUGCGAGACGCUCGGGGAGUCGUUCGACUUCCGCCGUCCGCUGACAGCGGAAAAAGAACGCACUCACAAGUAUGUCCUGGAUAUAGACGGGAACGGGGCGAGCGACCAGUUUGGCCAACUGAUGAGAAGCAAGAGCCUGCUGCUCAAGGCUAGCGUGUUUGGGGAAUGGUGGACGGGGAGAAUUCAGCCCUGGGUGCACUACGUGCCUGUACAGCUGGAUCUAUCGGAUCUGUAUGAUAUCAUGACGUUCUUUCGGGGAGACGUGGGCCAGGGAGGGAGAGGGGAACAUGAUGUUCUGGCGAGGAAGAUCGCCUAUGCGGGCCGGGAGUGGAGCGAGAGGUUUUGGAGGAAGGAGGAUGUGGUUGCGUAUACUUGGAGGCUGCUCUUGGAGUAUGGACGGGUUGUCAGUGACGACAGGAAUGACAUGAACUUUGAGAUGAAGUGA
Messenger RNA from Dacryopinax primogenitus, 2115 nucleotides. RefSeq lists its product as uncharacterized. NCBI's taxonomy places the organism in Eukaryota, Fungi, Basidiomycota, Dacrymycetes, Dacrymycetales, Dacrymycetaceae. The record is from RefSeq and is a predicted model, not a curated record. Bases 1 to 2115 code for a protein of 704 amino acids. The transcript is spliced from 4 exons.